AGGUGGACUGGCAGAUCUGCACAAAUAUCUCGCCAUUUCCAGCCAAUUUUGAAGAAGAGUGAGGUGAAAAGGUCAGGGGUCAUGAGUCACUUCAUUGGAGAUUGAUGCUGUAACCCUAUAAUGUGGAGCUCUUAAAAUGGGGACAUUGUUUCACACUUUGUGUCUCGUACAGCGUUGGUUGCCCUCAGGACAUGCAUUUCCUGAAACUGUGACUUUCUAAUCCUUUGGCUACCUCUCCCUUUUUUAAGUGCUAAUCUCUUUCCUUUUUGCUCUCAAAUCAAAGUAAAUCCAAUCCUUACUCAGAAGAAAAUGGCCACCAGAGGAUCCAGCCUCUCUAAAUCCUCUUCCCAUGCCCGCUCAUUCAUGAUUCUUGCCCUAUUUUUCCUCCCACAACUAACAUUAGUGAGGGGCGACUGCUGGCUUAUCGAGGGUGAUAAAGGAUACGUGUGGUUGGCGAUCUGCAGCCAGAACCAACCACCAUACGAAACAAUCCCACAGCACAUUAACAACACUGUGCACGAUCUGCGUUUGAACGAGAACAAGCUGAAAGCCAUCUUUUUCAGCUCCAUGAGUCGUUUCACCAACCUCACCGAUCUCAAUCUCACCAAGAACGAGAUCUCCUACAUUGAGGAUGGUGCCUUUGCGGGACAAGCUAACCUUCAAGUGCUACAACUGGGCUACAACAAGCUAACAAACCUUACAGAAGGCAUGCUGAGAGGCCUGGGAAGAAUGCAGUGCUUGUUUUUGCAACACAACCUCAUUGAGGUGAUUGCUACCAAUGCUUUCUGGGAGAGUCCCAGUCUGAGCAGCCUUGACUUGUCCUCCAACAAGCUGGCCAGGCUGGACCAGUCCAGCUUCACAGUUCUUGGACAUCUAAUGGUGUGUGAGCUGGCGGGGAAUCCUUUUCACUGUGGCUGUGAGCUGUACAGCUUCCUAAACUGGCUGGACGCAUUUAAUAAUGUCACCCACACCUACGACAGGCUGCAAUGUGAAACCCCAAAGGAACUUUCUGGAUAUCCUUUACUAAGUCCAAUUGCCAGCCACAUCCGCAAUGCCCACUCUAUCUUAUCGUCCAUUUGCAAAGAUGGAGUCAUUAUUCCUGGGAUGACCUCCCUGCCUCCAGAUCUGGAUUCUUCUGGAAUAGGUCCAGAUAUCCCCGACCAGAUGGGACCAUAUCAGCAACCCACAACCUCGUCAACUGCGAUUUCAUCAUACAGCCCUAGCAUCAGGCUGCAUUCCGUUUCGCUUUCAUCGGCCUCAUUGCUGGUUCAGAUCCCUCGGCCUUACAGCAAGAUGUACAUCCUGGUGCAGUACAACCACAGCUAUGUGUCGGAUAUUAUGAACCUAAAGAAAAAGAAAGAGAUAGUCACACUCAGCACACUGAAACCCCACACAGAUUAUACCUUCUGUGUAGCCUCAAUUCGUAACUCACAGCGCUACAACCACACUUGUUUGAAUUUUGCCACAAGAUCUCCUGGACCUGAUGAUCUGCGUGCUGGGCCGUCGACCACCACUCACUACAUAAUGACCAUUCUGGGCUGUCUGUUCGGCAUGGUCAUCGUGUUGGGUUUGGUGUACUACUGCCUACGCAGGCGGCGGAUUCAGGAGGAGAAAGAGAACUCUAUAAGUGUCAAGAAAACUAUCUUAGAAAUGCGGUAUGGUCCUGAGGCAGCAGCUGCAGCUGCCAAAGACCCCUCAGUUUUGCAAAAACUCCAAGAACAAGUACACCAUCAGCAUUACCACAGCAAGUUGUCCCAAUCCACUUCCUCUAGCAUGGGAAUGCUCCACAGUUCUGCCAACACCAGCUCCUCCCGGCUCUCGACACUUCCCCAGGCCGACAAGAUGGCCACCGCUUUCUCGGAGGCCAUGACCAGCAGUAAGGGGAAUUACAUGGAUGUGCGAGGGGAGGAACGUUUAAAGGAUGGAGCUAUGCCAGUUUCAGAGGAUGAGAUAAGGAGGGACGUAAACGGAAUAGAUGCAGGAGAGGACUCGGAUGACGGUGGCCGAGGAUCAACAUCCGAAAUCUCUACCAUUGCAAAGGAGGUGGACAAAGUGAACCAGAUCAUCAACAACUGCAUAGAUGCGCUAAAGCUGGACUCCGGAGUUGCUGCCACCGCAGCCAUAAACUCCUCCUCUCCACCUCAGUGUAGUACCUCCUCCUCCAGAGGACUCAUCCCACUUUCUCCAACAGACACAUGCCCAAUCAUGUCUUCUCCUAAAAUCCCCCAUCUACCCCCUGUGCCUCUAGUCAUGCCUCUGUCGGAGAGACCUGGAAUCAGUGGAGGUGGUUUUCUAUCCCCACCCUACAGGGACCCACCUCCUGUUACAGCAGCACGGCCUCUACAGCGGCAACUGAGUGCUGAUGCAGCUGUUGUCGCUCUCAACGUGAAGAAUCGCUGCGGUGUCUCCUCUGGAGCACCCAGUAAAAAUGCUAGGGUCUUUAGCCUGGACGUUCCUGAGCCUCGGAGUCCAGAUUCCUGCAAGUUUCCAGAAAAAGGCAGUCCUCUUCGGUGCGGGGAGCCCCUCGAUAGGCUCCCUCUGGUGGGGGCGCAAGGGGGCAGUAAUAGCAGAGGAGAAGGUGGCAACGGGGGAGGAGGAGGAGCCGGUGGUGGCAGUGGUGGUUCGGGUGGAUGUGGUGGUGUAGUUCCAGCUCAACAGCACCUCCUGGAGGUGCACCCAGACUACCACUGCUCAGAGCACCGACACUCCUUCCCCGCUCUCUACUAUGAGGGUGCCGCCGACUCCCCUGCCCAGAAAGCUUCUUUCCUAAAGCCCCUCUCUCGCACCAAGAGGGACGCUGCCUAUUCCCAGCUCUCGCCACGGCACCACAACUACUCGGGAUACUCGUCCAGCCCCGAGUACUCGUCCGAGACCACUCUGAAGAUCUGGGAGCGUUUUCGUCCUUAUAAAAAGAGCCCUCGUCAGGACGCCUACAUAGCAGCCGGACACGCGCUUCGGAAGAAGGUGCAGUUUGCGAAGGAUGAGGACUUGCAUGACAUUCUUGACUUUUGGAAAGGGGUAUCUGCACAACAGAAACUGUAAGUCGACGGAGAGGCACUACGGCACACGGCUGCAGAGAAGAGGAAAGCGAUUCUUGAGAAAGCUAAGUACUUUGGUCUUCGAGUGCAUCCACAGAGACGAGCGUUUGAGUGAAAUCUGGAUUACACACAGUAUCAUGAAAAAAAGUGUCGGAAAAGAAAAGAUCAUCAAGUGAUAAAAAUUGCAGAGGAAAUCUGGUGCUUAAGGAGAGUUCAGAAUGACCUAAUUUCAUUGCUGAAAUUGUUUAUUUGUGUUGUCUGCAAUCAUUCCAAUUUAAUUCAAAAAGGAAAACAUACGCAAAGAAGUGAUUAGCGGUAUUUGUGCUAUCUCGACUAAGUUUAGGGACAACAGUAAGGCAUGGUUAUUUCGUUAAUUGUUCUCAGCUUUAAGUGAAAAGAUAAAUAACAGGUUUGACUAUAGCACAAAGCAAAUUCUGAAGACCCUGCUCCUUCUCUUUACCCGCUCUAUUCAGUCUAAGCAUGCUCAUCGAUUCGUGACAUCUACACAUGUUCCUCCCAGUGCAGUGGGCUUGCUUUUUCAAUGCACAGGCAGAGAAUUGCUUAUACUUUACAUUCAGGAAGCAUAACAGCUCAUAUUGAAGCUGUUCUUUAUCUAUCUAUUUAUUUAUUUAUUUAUUUAUUUAUUUAUUUAUCCUCUCUUGUAGCACAGCCAGGUCUAAUUUAUUACGUUCCAGAUUUUGCCUGGGAGAUUUGCUGUUCAUUUGUGAUUCCGGAAAACGCUACCAAAACGUAAGAGGACUGUCGGGGGAUUUGAGCGAACAAAAAUGAAAUUAAAAAGAGGAUUUGGGGCGUGACGGCGCUCCGUCAGAAGAGGCACGGGCUCUUUAAGAAACAGCAGCCUUGGAUUUGUACAGUUGUACAUCGUAACACAGAUACUUAUGCUAAUGCAAAUGCUAUGUUUUUGUCAUUACUCUGACGUGUGUUAUUUCCAGUUAGUUCUGUGAUGAAUGAUGCAGACGAUGGAUGCUUAUCUAACGUAGUCUUACUCUUUUAAUUGGAACGAGAUUGAAAAACUAGUCGUGAAUAUCGUUUAACUUGAUUGUCCGGGCGCAGUAAGUCGAAGAGAUUUACUAACGUUAUCUAAGGGUUUUUUAUAAUAAGUAUUUCAAUGACCCAGCAUGAUCGAUUACAUUUUCUUCUCUUCCUGCAUUCCUUCUAAUCCUAUAGCGACUUACACUAUCUCUACUCGGAAUUUUUUAAAAUCGGGCACUGUUAUAUGGAAUACCGGGAGAACCUUAUCCAUACCCUUUCAAAAGGUAAGGUGUUACUUUGUGAAAGUGCUGAUAUUAACACUGCCACACUCAACAUGUGAUUGGAAUUAAUUGUGCAUGGUCCAGUGAGGUCAUUACCCAUAAUGCACCCCUGGAGUUGCCAACUGAUCCCUGGACGACAGAAACGCCAGGAGACCAGAAGGCAUUAAUGAAUUGGAUAAGUGAAUAAAAUCAGAGCCGAUUUGAACUCUGUGGCCGGUCAAAGUCAUACAAUAAGCUUCCUGACAUGAACUCGGUUUGCUAGUGCAGGAAUUCGUAACGCUAGCUCGCUUAUUAGUGUAGUUGUGCUGGAAAAUAUAAGAUUUCUGUAUUUCUAUACAUCGGACAGUGAACUCGGUGUGGCAUCAAGUUUCGGCCUGGUUAAUUACCUUACGUUGACCCCUUUGGCAAGUGUGUUCAGGGCGUCUGGCACUUAGGACGGACUGUGAUAUGUCCACAGAUGGAUAAGGAUCAAUAUGGUGUGAUUGAGAGUUGACGCAGAACAGCCAGAAUUCCCGUGAGCUCCAUUUCUAAAUGAAAUUCAUAUUAGAGAGUCUACAGUAUGGGUCAAGUUUUGGAGUCAUAUUUUUUUACCUUAAACAAGUUUCUGUAAUUGGAUAUAAGACCUGACUGGAGUUACAUUUCCUGUGAGAGCUCUCACAUCAGAGUUAAUAAGACUUAAUCCAAGCAUUAAUGCACACGCUUAGCAGAUUAAAAGGACUGCAUUCAUUUUCCCUUUUACGGUUAAAUAGAUCAUCUCGUAUAUAUAUGUGCCGGUAUGAUUAAUGCUGCCACAGUAAGAUUUUUAUACGAUUAUAGCUCAUUGUAGAUUCUCGAGUCAGGUCAUUACCCAGAAUGCGCUUCUGGAUGGAGGAAAUGACGCCACAGAGAUAGGAAUCGCUCUGCGUUUGCGUAAGGACCCCGAUACACCAACCCCACUGACCGUAUGGGGAAAAGGCAGGACGAGAGGUGAAAGUCGCUGUGCACGACCAUUCAGCAUCCGUCUGAAGAUUACUAACAGUUCCGCCACCAGGAGGGGGCAGUCUUCUGCAUUCAUUAUCAUCUUCGAAACAUAGAAAGAAUAAACCUCUUCCAAAGCCCAUAAAUAAUGCUGCACUAGAUAUCAUAGCAGCUAGCAACCCUUUCAGUGUGAUGGUAGACAUAGCCAGUCAUUUUUACAUCACCAUGCAUGUGUUUAUACACUCUGCUCCUCCUACACGGAGGGCGUGUCUGUACUCGAGUCUGCGCCAGGACUGAUUCCGAGCUCGUUUUGGAGGUGGGGCUCAGAAUCACAGGUUUUCUUUUUUUAAGAUCACGGUCCGUCAUCGCACAGGAAUUCCUGCAACUAAGGAGAAGUUUUUCACCACGUUCUCAGUGCACUCACACCACUUGAAACUCGAAACAGGAAGUCAAACCGAUCACGUUGCUCAAUGUGGAGUGCUGAGAGUGGAUAACUUCCACGCCAGCUUAUCCGGGUCCGGGUCGCAGGGGCAGCAGUCUAAGUAGAGAUACCCAGACCUCCUUCUCCCUAGCCACCUCCUCCAGUUCGUCCAUGGGGAUAUCCAGGUGAUCCCAGGGAACGUCUCCCAGUUGGACGUGCCAGAAAGCUUCCGGAUUGAGCGGCAGUCGAAGGCAGAGGCCUUGGCAGACCAAUCCCAGCUUUCACAUCAUAUGUUUUUUGUUUAAAACAGCUUUCUUGGUGUUUUCUUGCUUUUCUCAUGUCACUUCCUCAUUACCUCCAUUUGCUCAUUUAUCCAGCAGCUGAGGUUUAACUUUGAGUCUAGGUUAAAGGCGGGCAGUUUGGCGAUUCUGGGAUUUGACCUCACACCCUCAAGACUUUCCCAUCAAAUAGCUCAGUCUUAACCGCCGAGCCACCACUUCCUGCACUGAACAGCCAAUCAGAGCGCUCACUCACUCAGCAGUACGGGUGCUAACGAGAUACACUCUUUUUAAACGAUGGCUUGGUGUGUCAGGGUGCUUCACUUAAAAUAGUCCAUUUACAACAACGGCUUCAUUAUUAAAACGUCAACUUCUAGCAAACCCAGUGAAAACAAACCCAGUGAAAACAAACCCAGUGAAAAACUGAUACGCUGCUGGUUCGAAGCUAACGUUCAGAUCAUCUGCUAAGCCAAAUCUGAUCAAACCCCAACGUUCCUACGAUGUAAAUUAAUGUAACAGGUCAGGUUGACAAGCUACCGGAUGCUAACUGUGACACAAAAUUAAAGAACAAUCUACUUCAUACAGUGAGAACACACACACACACACACACACACACACACACACACACACACACACACAAACUCGAUGCAGAUACUUUUGUACAAACCUCAUGUCUUAUAGAUGAUGUUUACAGAGACUUGUGGUCUUAAGUGCUUCUUUGGAACGCGGAUCUUAGAGAGAGGAGUACCAAACACUGACAAAACUCAACCCGUUCAUUUACCAAUUGACUUAUUUGUAUUUUUAUUGAUUUAUUUAUUCAUAUACCUGUUAAGCUAUUUGAGUAAUUCUGUAUUUGUUGCUCUUCUUAAUUUAAGGAUCUGAUUGUGAAACACUUAAAGAAAAUGUCUGGGAUUUUUUUUUCUUUUUCACCCCAUAAUGCCCUCCUGAUUGACGUUAAAUACGAGUAAUAAUAAUAAUAAUAAUUAAAUAUUACAUAUUAAACUGUUCAUGCACGAA
Molecule: messenger RNA, 6985 nt
Organism: Ictalurus punctatus (channel catfish)
Lineage: Eukaryota; Metazoa; Chordata; Actinopteri; Siluriformes; Ictaluridae
Gene: elfn2a
Product: extracellular leucine-rich repeat and fibronectin type III domain containing 2a
Exons: 1
Coding region: 310-3042 (910 amino acids)
Cellular component (GO): plasma membrane
Molecular function (GO): protein binding
Source: RefSeq, a predicted model, not a curated record